UGUUGUGUAUAGUGUUGGCAAACGCGUGCAUUCUUGAGAUGUAUGUUUUAGUUAUUUACUAGCUGAGAUACCAGAAAUCAAUGACAUCCUUAGAUGAAUUUGUCAAUUCAUCAGCAUGGCUUAUCAAGGUGUCGGGGGCGCAGCGCGGGCGCGAGCGGCAUGCGGCCCCUGCGGCAGACGCCCAUGGAGGUCGGCUAGCGCGCGCGCAGCCCCCGCGCCCCUCGCCCCGCCCCACAGCCAUGGAACUCUCUGACGUGCCGAGACACCGACCCCUUGCCUUCGAUAAGAUGGAAAGUUUAAUAAAAGAAAUGCAAGAUCCAGAAUCGGGUGUGCCUGUUCGAAGUCAAAAACUCUUUCUCACCUACAUUCCGUCUGCUUUUAUGGGUUAUGAUCUUGUCGAAUGGCUAAUGGACCGGUUCAAUCUCGACGAACAAAGUAACGUUGAAGCAAUAAAUUUAGCCAAUCAACUCUGCCAGUAUGGUUACUUCUUUCCUGUCAACGAUUCGAAAAACUUAGUGUUAAAAGAUGAUUCUUCUCUAUAUAGAUUUCAAAGCCCAUAUUAUUGGCCGUGGCAACCGCCACGGGUCGGCGGCUCGGCGCCCGGCCUGGCCGGCUCCGACAACGUCGAGUACGCCAUCUACCUCGUGAAGAGAACACUGCGCAACAAGCAGCGACAUGGUCUCGAAGAUCACGAGGUGGAAGCGCUCGCCAACCUGAAGAAGAACCUCGCUGCGAAGUGGGACUUCAUUACUAUGCAGGCUGAAGAGCAGGUGCGGCUAGCGAAAGAUCGCAAGAAGGGGGAUAAGAUAGUCAGCGACAGCCAAGAGCGAGCCUACUGGAGAGUGGCGCGGCCACCGCCGGGACAGCCGAGCGUGCAGGAAACCUGCCCCGUGCCUGUCCGCUCGAGGGUACCCAAGGCCAAGAAGCGGACCAUCCAGCAAAUCACCAGAGAGAUCGAACAUCUAAAAGCGAGCCUGGACCGUACGCGAGUGAAGACGUCUAUUGCCCUUGAGGCCCUUAUGGCGUACUCGGAGACGUUCACUCCCUACGAUCCCUGGCUCACGCCGCCGCAGCCCUCCAACCCUUGGAUCAGCGACGACACCUUGUAUUGGCAAAUCAACAGUCCCUUAGUGGAAGUGCCAAGUGAAAAGCGCGUGCAACGUUGGGCGAUAAGCAUCGACGAGCUGGUGUCGGAUCCCACGGGGCUGCAGGAGUUCACCAGCUUCCUGCGCAAGGAGUACUCGCACGAGAACAUCCGGUUCUGGCUGGCUGUGAUGGAUCUGAGGAGGAGCAGCGUCAAGCAAAUAGCGAAGAAGCUUGAGGAGAUUUACGAAGAAUUCCUAAAGCCCGGCGCGCCGUGUGAGAUAAACAUUGAUGGUGCGACCAUGGACCGCGUGGUCGAGGACAUGCGGACCGGCUCGCGGUACGCGCUUGACCACGCUGCCGACCACGUGUACUCGCUGCUGCUCAAGAAGGACUGCUAUCCGCGGUUCGUGCGCUCCGACCACUUCCGGAGGCUGCUGGAAGAAGGCAAGAAUGUGCAUCAGAAGAAGAAAUUCUUCAACUUCGGCGGCGGUCAAGUAAAGAAGAAGCCGGGCAGCACCGCGACCGGCGGCCUGUCGCGGCGGCGCGGCUCGGACCGGUCGCUGUCCGGCUCCGCGCACGAACUAGCGGUGUGCGCCGCGCAGCCGCCGCGCCUGGCCGAGCCGCCGCCCCACUCGCACUCGCAGUCCAACCUGGCCGACAUCCCCUUCAGGGAUCCAGCGGACGACGACAGAUCGGACGUGGCGCCGUGGGAGACAUCGAGUCGGGAGAGCUCAUCUUACAGCGGUGCGCGGCGUCGACAGGACUCCGCCGCCGACUCGGGCAGCUCCUCGUCCGACGUGAGCGCGGCCGUGUGCGGCGAGCGCGCGCGCCGCCUGCCGCAGCAGAGCACGCUGGACGGCGGGCUGCGCGGCGCGCCGCCGCCCCUGCGCCGCCUGUCCGCCGUGGAGCCGCGCCACCUCGCGCCGCUCGCCUCCCCGCCGCGCCCGCGCCCCGCGCCCGCCCCCGCCGCGCCCGCGCUGCCCCCGCACCCCACGCCCACCAUCAGCGUCAGCUCCGCGCCCGACGACGACUCCGCCUGCGAGCCCCCCGACUCGCCCGACGAGCCGCGCUCGCUCGCCGUCUCCGACGAGCCCUCGUCCGUGUUCGCGUCGGCCGACGCCACGCCCACCGAGCCGGCGCGCCCCGCCCCGCGCGCUCUCGAGGACGCGCCCGAGCUCGACCUGGCGACGAUCGAGGAGACCGCUCCGGCCUCGCAAACGGGCAGCAAAAUCGGCGAUCUUCCAGAGAGCGACGCCGCGGAAUCGUCGCCGGCGCGGGCGCCCGCGGCCGUGCCCGCCGCGGCGCCGCCCGCGCCCGCCGGCCCCGGCCCGGCGCCGGACGGUCCCGCGCCGGUCGCCCCGGCCAGCCCCGCGGCGGUGGUGCCGAGCGGCGCUGCGGCUGUGGCGCCGGCCGCCCCGGCCUGCGCCGCGGCGCUCGCGGCCGUCCCGGCGGCGCCCUCGCCCGCCGCGCCGCCCCCGGUGGCCGUGCCGCCGCCCGCGCCCGCGCCGGAGCCGGCGGGCCGGGCGGCGCCGCCGACGCCGGUGGCGCCGCUCGCCGUGGGGGAGGACAUCGGGGUCGACGACGACCACGUAGACAAAGUGCCUUCGGCGCCCCCGCCGGUCCCCGCGGCGGCGGCCGAGUCGGACGCGACGAAAAAAAUUGCUCACGAAGACGAACUGUCGUCGGUUUCGAAAUCUAAUAUUGUUAAGCGUGAUAAUAAGAGCGACCUCGGUGAUCGUAAACAGCGGAACGACAUUUGUCCCUGGGAGGACGAGAACUCCUGUGAGAGUGAUGCUCCAUUUGUUAAAACGUAUGCAACGCUCGGUUACUUAUAACUUUUAAUUUGUGUAGGAAAAUAUCAAGAAUAUUUUGAAAUUGUCAGGGUUCAUUAUAGAAGAAUGAAAUAAUAAUAUACAUUUAAUUUUUUAUCUUAGACCCUAUGUUCUAAUUAUUACAGAUUAGAUCAUUAUUAUGUAAUUAUAUGAAUAUUUUAAAGUAAAUGAUCGUUAAUUAUUAGAAAA
Cydia amplana is the source of this 3107-nucleotide messenger RNA. RefSeq names its product regulator of G-protein signaling 9. Gene Ontology annotation, molecular function: GTPase activator activity. Bases 81 to 2921 code for a protein of 946 amino acids. Gene Ontology annotation, cellular component: plasma membrane; neuron projection; cytoplasm. NCBI's taxonomy places the organism in Eukaryota, Metazoa, Arthropoda, Insecta, Lepidoptera, Tortricidae. The record is from RefSeq and is a predicted model, not a curated record. Gene Ontology annotation, biological process: G protein-coupled receptor signaling pathway; positive regulation of GTPase activity; regulation of G protein-coupled receptor signaling pathway. The transcript has 14 exons.